Messenger RNA from Orycteropus afer afer, 870 nucleotides. It is a transcript of the gene TSPAN32, whose product is annotated as tetraspanin 32. The transcript has 9 exons. The record is from RefSeq and is a predicted model, not a curated record. Bases 1 to 870 code for a protein of 289 amino acids. Gene Ontology annotation, cellular component: membrane. NCBI's taxonomy places the organism in Eukaryota, Metazoa, Chordata, Mammalia, Tubulidentata, Orycteropodidae.
AUGGGGCCUCGGAGCCGAGUCAAGGUCGCCAAAUGCCAGAUGCUGGUCACCGGGCUCUUUGUCUUGCUGCUGGGCCUGUCUGUGGCCACCAUGGCUGUUAUCACCCGCUUCGGGGCCCCCUUUACUGUCAUUAGCCAUGUGUCCUUGGAGAGGAACCCCUACGAGCCUGUGCACCGCUGGGCCUUCUCUGUAGGAGUCAGCCUGGCGGGGCUCUUGACCCUGGGGGCCAUACUCUGCGUUGCAGCCACCGUGAGGGAAGCCGUGGGCCUGAUGGCAGGGGCCUUCCUGUGCUUCGCGCUGGUGUUCUGCAUCCUGGUGCAGGUGGCCUUCUGGAGGUUCCACAACCCCACCCAGGUGGAAGAUGCCGUGCUGGACACAUAUGACCUGGUGUACGAGCAGGCGGUCCGCAGCCCGGCUAGCACCCAGGGCCAGGAGCUGGCAGCCAUCCAGGACACGUUACAGUGCUGCGGAAAGCGCUCUCCUUUCGGGCGAAUGCACAGCGAAGAGGCAGGGCUGUGUCCGGGGGAGCUGGCCGGGAGAGAGGACUGCCUGCAGGGGCUCAGGAGCUUCUUAAAGACACACCUGAGAGUUGCCACUGCCCUGGCCAGCCUCAGCCUCGUCCUCACGGUGUACGCCCUGCUGCUCAGCUCCUUCCUUUGGGCGGCCAUUCGCUCCGGCUGCAGCUUGGACCGCCGAGGCACAUACACCCUGACACCGAGAGCCCGUCACCGACGGCCCCGGGAGCCCAGUGUCUCCAGAUACUCCAAGGGUGGCCCCAACCUUCAGCACCAUUCAGAAACACAGGCUCUUGAUGACCGUCUGGGUCAAAGCGGACAUGCCAGCAGCCCUGGGCUUUGUGAACACAACUGA